GCGGGAGCGCGCCGGCGGCGGUGGCGGCAGUGGCGGCGACUGUGGGGGUGGGGGGCGGGGAGCCUUGGUUGAGGCGACCGUGGCUUUUCUGCACCCUCGACCGGCGGCGGUGACGGCUCCCGGUGCGGCGGGGCGCUCGGCCAGCUUUCUAGGUCGGAACGGAACGCUCGGCCUCGCGGGCCCCGCCCGGAAAGUUUGCAGUGGAGCCGCGACCUCCUGGCCGGCGCGGCCCAGCAUGAAGCGGCGCUGAGGAGCCGCCGCGGCCGCCUGAGGAGGAGGCGCUGCACCCCGGGCCACGCCGAUGACUACUGCAAACUGUGGCGCCCACGACGAGCUCGACUUCAAACUCGUCUUCGGCGAGGACGGGGCACCAGCGCCGGUGUCCCAGGUCUCGCGGCCUGCAGAUCUUGAACCAGAUGAUUGUGCAUCCAUUUACAUCUUUAAUGUAGAUCCACCUCCAUCUACUUUAAACUCAUCCCUUGGCUUACCACAUCAUGGACUGCUGCAGUCUCACUCUUCUGUUUUGUCACCAUCAUUUCAGCUCCAAGGUUACAAAAAUUAUGAAGGAACUGGUGAUAUUUCUGAAUCUAAAUAUAGUCCAUUAGGUGGUCCUAAACCCUUUGAGUGCCCAAGUAUUCAAAUCACAUCCAUUUCUCCUAACUGUCAUCAAGGAACAGAUGCUCAUGAAGAUGACCUACAUAUAAAUGACCCAGAAAGGGAAUAUUUGGAAAGGCCUUCUAGAGAUCAUCUCUAUCUUCCACUUGAGCCAUCCUACCGGGAAUCUUCCCUCAGUCCUAGUCCUGCCAGCAGCAUUUCUUCUAGGAGCUGGUUCUCAGAUGCAUCUUCUUGUGAAUCUCUCUCCCACAUUUAUGAUGAUGUGGACUCAGAGUUGAAUGAAGCUGCUGCACGAUUCACUCUUGGUUCACCUCUGACUUCUCCAGGUGGCUCUCCAGGAGGUUGCCCUGGAGAAGAGUCCUGGCAUCAACAGUAUGGAUCUGGACACUCCUUGUCACCUAGGCAAUCUCCUUGCCACUCUCCUAGAUCUAGUAUCACUGAUGAGAAUUGGCUGAGCCCCAGACCAGCCUCAGGACCCUCAUCAAGGCCCACUUCUCCCUGUGGUAAACGACGGCACUCCAGUGCUGAAGUAUGUUAUGCUGGUUCCCUUUCACCCCAUCACUCGCCUGUUCCAUCCCCUGGUCACUCUCCUAGAGGAAGUGUAACAGAAGAUACCUGGCUCACUGCUCCUGUCCACACUGGAUCAGGCCUCAGCCCUGCACCGUUUCCAUUUCAGUACUGUGUAGAGACUGACAUCCCUUUGAAAACAAGGAAGACUUCUGAAGAUCAAGCUGCCAUACUACCAGGAAAAUUAGAGAUCUGUUCAGAUGAUCAAGGGAACUUAUCCCCUUCCCGGGAGACAUCAGUAGAUGAUGGCCUUGGAUCUCAGUAUCCUUUAAAGAAAGAUUCAUCUGGUGACCAAUUUCUUUCAGUUCCUUCACCCUUUACCUGGAGCAAACCAAAGCCUGGCCACACCCCUAUAUUUCGCACAUCUUCAUUACCUCCAUUAGACUGGCCUUUACCAACUCACUUUGGACAAUGUGAAUUGAAAAUAGAAGUGCAACCUAAAACUCACCAUAGAGCCCAUUAUGAAACUGAAGGUAGCCGAGGGGCAGUGAAAGCCUCUACUGGUGGCCAUCCUGUUGUGAAGCUCCUGGGCUAUAGUGAAAAGCCAAUAAAUCUACAGAUGUUUAUUGGAACAGCCGAUGAUAGAUAUUUACGACCUCAUGCAUUUUACCAGGUGCAUCGGAUUACUGGAAAGACAGUUGCUACUGCAAGUCAAGAGAUAAUAAUCGCCAGCACAAAAGUUCUGGAAAUCCCACUUCUACCUGAAAAUAAUAUGUCAGCGAGUAUUGACUGUGCAGGUAUUUUAAAGCUCCGCAACUCAGAUAUAGAACUUCGAAAAGGAGAAACUGAUAUUGGCAGAAAAAAUACUAGAGUCCGACUUGUAUUUCGUGUGCACAUCCCACAGCCCAGUGGAAAAGUUCUUUCUCUACAGAUAGCAUCUAUUCCUGUUGAGUGCUCUCAGCGAUCUGCUCAAGAACUCCCUCAUAUUGAGAAGUACAGUAUCAACAGUUGCUCUGUCAAUGGAGGCCACGAAAUGAUUGUGACUGGAUCUAAUUUUCUUCCAGAAUCCAAAAUAAUUUUUCUUGAAAAAGGACAAGAUGGAAGACCUCAUUGGGAGGCUGAAGGAAAAAUAAUCAGAGAAAAAUGUCAAGGGGCUCACAUUGUCCUUGAAGUUCCUCCCUAUCAUAACCCAGCAGUUACAUCUGCCGUGCAGGUGCACUUUUAUCUUUGCAAUGGCAAGAGGAAAAAAAGCCAGUCUCAACGUUUUACUUACACACCAGUUUUGAUGAAGCAAGAACAAAGAGAAGACACAGAUUUGCCUUCAGUUCCAUCUUUGCCUGUGCCUCAUUCUGCCCAGGCCCAGAGGCCCUCCUCAGAGACAGGGCACCCCCAUGACCGUGCGAUGUCAGCACCGGGAAGCCUGCUUUGUCAAGUGCAGCCAGCAUAUACAUCUAUGGUAGCCUCCACCCAUUUGCCACAGUUGCAGUGUAGGGAUGAAGGUGCUGGUAAAGAGCAGCACAUAGCAACAUCUUCAGUCAUGCACCAGCCUUUCCAAGUUACACCAACAUCUCCUAUAGGGUCUUCCUAUCAGUCUAUACAAACUAGUAUGUAUAACGGUCCAACCUGUCUUCCUGUGAAUCCUGCCUCUAGUCAAGAAUUUGACCCAGUUUUGUUUCAGCAAGAUGCAGCUCUUUCUAGUUUAGUAAAUCUUGGCUGUCAACCACUGUCACCAAUACCAUUUCAUUCUUCAAAUUCAGAUGCGACAGGACAUCUCUUAGCACAUUCACCUCAUUCUGUGCAAACCCCACCUCAUCUGCAGUCAAUGGGAUACCAUUGUUCAAAUGCAGGACAAACAGCUCUUUCUUCUCCAGUGGCAGACCAGAUCACAGGUCAGCCUUCUUCUCAUUUACAGCCUAUUACAUAUUGUCCUUCACACCCAGGAUCUGCUACAGCAGCUUCCCCAGCAGCCUCUCAUCCUCUGGCUAGUUCACCGAUUUCUGGGCCAUCAUCCCCUCAGCUGCAGCCUAUGCCUUAUCAAUCUCCUAGCUCAGGAACUGCCUCAUCACCAUCUCCAACUACCAGAAUGCAUUCUGGACAGCACUCAACUCAAGCACAAAGUACAGGCCAAGGAGGCCUUUCUGUUCCUUCAUCCUUAGUAUGUCACAGUUUGUGUGACCCAGCGUCAUUUCCGCCUGGUGGUGCAACUGUGAGCAUUAAACCUGAACCUGAAGAUCAAGAACCUAACUUUGCAACCAUUGGUCUACAGGAUAUCACCUUAGAUGAUGACCAGUUUAUAUCUGACUUGGAACACCAGCCAUCAGGUUCAACAGAGAAAUGGCCCAAUCACAGUGAGUUCUCAUGUCCAGUUCCUUUCUGGAGAAUCUAGAGGUGAACGAGAUUAUUGGGAGAGACAUGUCCCAGAUUUCUGUUUCCCAAGCCACGGAGGUGAUGAGAGACACUCCUCUCCCGGGUCCGGCGUCUCCAGAUCUGAUGACCUCUCACAGUGCUCAGUGAGCCUUUUGCCCACCACGGACUGCUCAGCCUGCUUCUCUCCCGGAACUUAAGGUCCAGCCAGACUUCAGGAUCUGUUGCAGGAGUUGGACUCACUGUGGGAAAAGCAGCGUUCCCUCUCCUUAAGCCACAGGCAGAUUGUGUAAAACAGGAACAGCAGCGGCUGUUUCAGCUGUGGGAAACGAGCUUUGCUUUUAUAUAUAUAUAUAUAUAUAUAUAUAUAUAUUUAAAUAGGAUACUUUUAUAUGAUGGGUGCUUUGAGUGUGAAUGCAGCAGGCUCUAUCUCAGAGGUGCUGCUCUUGCAGGUGACCUGGUUGCAUAGCUAGGAUUAGUAAUUUGUACUGCUUUCUGGUCAUUUGAAGAGCCCUUUAGUUUUGAUGAUAUUUUUAAAAUAGAACUUUUUGAUAAAAAAAAAAAACCUUCCAGAUGCAGACAAAAAAAAUUAUCCUAAGCCCACACUUACACCUCAGAAACUUAGCAUGCAUCCUGAAAUGAAGCCUUUCAUAGACUCAUAGGGAAUAAAGCCAAAUGUAGCUCUUACUCUUUAUAAAAUAAAGUGUUAGGUAAAUUGAGAAGACCAUUCCAUCAUUGAAGUGUUGGGAUAUGAAUACAUUCCAGAGCAUAGCCUUUUGUAAUUUUAGGUAGUUAUCAGUUUCUCCACUAGCUCCAUGUUCUAGCUUUUUCCUCCCCACAGGACCUUGGGUAAAAUGGUCAUUUGUAAGGUGAAUUUCAAAGGGAGGGUUUUAGCUUAGGUAGUUAUUUUCUACCUAACUUUUCAAGUAGGAGCCUCUGCCUUUAGUCAGUAGUCUUUGAAGCAAGUAUCCUGAUAGUUUAAGGCUUUGCAAUUUUAACUCCUUGAGGCCAGGCCAGAAGUGUUAGGAGCUAAGUAUGAAUGAACUGUGUAAUAAGAGAGGCAGAGAAAAUGCAGGACUCCAGUUGAGAAGGCUUAAUCUCCUGUUUACAGCCCACAAUGAUUCUGUCCCAUGGUGUCCUGGCUAUAUGACCUAAAAACCAGCCUUUCCUCCACAAGGCUUUGAGACACAUCCAGAGAUGAGGUGGUAUCAGACCUGUCCUUCCACACCAAAGACAUGGUGGUGCUGCUGCUGCUGCUUCUGCUGGUGAAGUCUGUGUCCAAGGCAGGGGCCAGCAGAAACUCCAGCCUGCUGUCUACCAAAGGACUGUUCCCAGACCCUGUCUUUACCCUUCCCUUUUAAAGUCCCUGAAUUUUACAGUCUGCUUUCAAAUGAAAUAUUGUACUUUAAUUCAUUCAGGAAGCAAAUUGAGUGCCUAUAAGUGAGACACUGUGCUGCACUGGCUGAAGACUUAAUGCUGUUACUCUAGGUAGUUGGAUCCCUUGAUGGUGGGGACUGUCUUUACUAAAGCUACAUCAGGCCUACUAAGCAGGAGCUGGCCUGUUGCCUACCACCCCUAGUAAGCAGGGUAGGAGCAACAGAUUCAAGAUGAGAGAAGUAUGUGUUUGUUUUUAACAUGAUGCUAGUUAGAGAACAGUCUUAUCAGCAAAUUACUCUGGCCACUCUUGGAGCUAGAUAUUUUCCAAAUUUUCUCUGAAGGUGAGUUUUAUAUCAAUAAGUAUGAAUAGAGAUUUACUUUAGGGGUCCCAUGGUUGGUAGCCCACAGCUUCUUCUAAAGGGCAUUGGCCUCUCAGGUGAACUUGCAGAGACUUGGCCAAAUUUGCUUCCUCUUUCCCCUGGGGCAGUUGCCUCAUAUGGGGUCAUUACAAGACCCCUUGGGGGUGCUGCUUUGCUGCCUUCAAGAAUAAAAGCCUCUAUGAUCCAGAGUUGCUAUGCACCAAAUUUUGAUGCCUUUUAAAUACCUUGAUGCCUAUAGCAUUAGAAAUGCUUUCCUAUUUAAAACAGGUUAGAUUUUAAAAUAGAGCUUUGUAUUGUGUAAUGGUUUUAUAUAUUAGCUUUGUAUAAGCUUUCAUGUAAGAGUCAUAUUUUUUGGCUUUGUAGAUAAAGACUUAAAUUUUUGUGCAAAAUAGUGGUGGUAAAGCACACAUCAUUGGACUAUGCAAGUUGAUUUCUAGGAGCAGCACUGAGCAGCUGGCCAUUGCUAGCACACACCCUUUCCCUCACCUGUACUAGAGCUUGGCUUGAGGAAGGAAUGAAGGAGCAGCCUUCUGUUUACUAGAAAAAUGUUUGGGUUCACACGUGGUGCUGCUGCCCUGGGUACAGCCCACCAACACCCAGGGCCAGCCAGUAUCACCAGACCUCUGCUGGACCUAGUCAAGAAGCCCAGUUAACAUGUAGAGCAUGGGCUCAAGAUGAAACCUUGUGUUUAUAGAACGGAUGUUUAGGUGAAGAAAUUGGUUCUUGGUUAUGUUUACAGCACUUGGGAUUGUGUUUUCUUGUACAUUUUGUAUUUUAAAAAUCUUUUAUAGGAGUGCAGUGCUCCUAUACAAAGGGAAGAUGAGCCAGCAGUCCAGGCUCCUCCUCAGUUACAGUGCUGACAUAAUAAACAGUGACAGAUCAACAGUC
This is a messenger RNA of Mus musculus (house mouse), 6131 nucleotides long. RefSeq names its product nuclear factor of activated T cells, cytoplasmic, calcineurin dependent 3 (gene Nfatc3). The record is from RefSeq and is marked validated. Gene Ontology annotation, cellular component: nucleus; cytoplasm. Gene Ontology annotation, biological process: positive regulation of transcription by RNA polymerase II; calcineurin-NFAT signaling cascade; negative regulation of transcription by RNA polymerase II. The transcript has 11 exons. Lineage: Eukaryota; Metazoa; Chordata; Mammalia; Rodentia; Muridae. The coding region runs from base 302 to 3508 and encodes 1068 amino acids. Gene Ontology annotation, molecular function: DNA-binding transcription factor activity; DNA binding.